Molecule: messenger RNA, 3897 nt
Organism: Malaya genurostris
Lineage: Eukaryota; Metazoa; Arthropoda; Insecta; Diptera; Culicidae
Product: F-box/LRR-repeat protein 16
Exons: 6
Coding region: 972-2576 (534 amino acids)
Molecular function (GO): protein binding
Source: RefSeq, a predicted model, not a curated record
GUCGCGUUCCUGUGAGCGACGGUGGAGUUCAGUAUGCCAAAGGGUUUCCUAGGUGCCGGGAGUAGCCACACGCGUUCAUUUAUUAUUCAAAUGGAGUGUAUCGGUCGUCGGUGAGUCGCUAGUGGAGUUUUCCGGUACAUAUUUGGCUACAUGGUCGACGCAAAUCAGCGUGGAAAGUUCGCGUACUGCAAUGGGUUUGUUAGAAGCGCGUUACUAACAUCAAAGCACGAAAUAGUGAUUUGUUCGCUUGCGUACCGUGAUGCAUAGGAUGUGGCAUUGACAGCCCGCCAGGACGAACGGGUUGAAUGAACUGGUGACUCAGCGAGACCCUACAGAAUAGCAGUACACGCAGACAGACAGUGGCGCUCGAAGCGCGAGGAGUGCAAGCAAACACACCGUGUAGUGACUUCCGACCGCGACUGAUUUGGACUUCGUUCGGUCAAAGAGGGAUAUUUCGUUACGAUUCGGUCGAGCUGUGCUGCGAAAAAUAACAUAAAAAUCGCAUCCCAGUUGAUUAUGCUCAGUUGUUUUGUGCUUUUGGUAUCUUCAAUUGUUUAUUCUCAAGCCUUGUCGCUAACUUCUCGAAGUUUGAUUGAAAGAAAAUUUAAUCGAGUGGAAUCCAGUGAUAUGGUGUAGUACUGAACGGUUUGCAGGAAUAGUUUUGCGGUGGUAAAUCUAUUAUUUGGAUAACGAAGAAGGGUGAAGAAAAAUCAGCUAGUGAAGCUAGUGCGGAUACGAUUGCAUAAGUUCUUUUGUUCUCUGCAGCAUAAUCGUGCAGGGAAAAAUAAGGCAUAAUUGUGCAGGAAAAUAAGCAAAAAAAACAGUAAGAAGCAAAAAAUCGAUGUGCUUGUGAUAAAAUUCGUUGCUAAUUUAGAGGAGUUUUUUUUAUAGAAUACUAAUUUACAAUCGAUAAGUGAUCGAAGUGAACUGCUGAAAAAAAGUUCUAAAGUGAUCGAAGGUGGACAUUAAAAAUGUCCUCCAUAUCUGCACAAGGAGUAGUCGAACGCGCUUCGGCUGAGCUUUCCAAACGUAUUAAUGGCUUGGGUUUGCGUUCGAAACAUCAUCAUGGCAGUGGAAGUGGUAAAUCUGGUGAGAAGACAAGCGUAAUGGAACGUGUCACAAAUGUGCUCUGUGGUGGAUCUAGUAGCAACAAUUCAGCACAAUCGGUAACCUCUGGAAACGCACCAGAGAAACCUUCCAGAAUAACUGGUAAUAUGACGACCAAUAUGUCAAACAGUGGGAAAGGAUCUUCCAGCAGUAAAUCACAAUCUAACACGCCGCAAACAACCCGAAAAAUUGCACUUCACCACCAGCACUACAGUACUAAUAGUAAUAUGAACCAUCACGGAGUGUUAAAUGUGCACAGUGGUAAACUGAUGGCACCAGCUCCCCCUCCUCCUCAAAUUAUUACUAUCGAACAAUUGCUUCAAGACGAACGGUUUCUCAAUCGAUUCUUCCUCUACUUUUCGUCAUUCGAACGCUGCAGUUUAGCACAAGUUUGCCAAAAAUGGCGCGACAUGCUCUAUCGUUCGCCUCGUUACUGGAGUGGUUUAGUUCCGGUCCUACAGUGUCGCGAACUGCGUCAAAUCACGAAUCAGGAUCGAGUGAAACUCUAUAACUCACUAAUCCGACGAAGUUUCCACGCCGUUUCUCUUAUGGGAGCAACCGACGAGGAUGCACUGGAUCUGGUGCACUCUUUUCCUCUCGCCUCAAAACACGUACACUCGCUUAGUUUACGAUGUUCGUCCAUCAGCGACCGAGGAUUGGAGGCAUUACUGGAUCACUUGCAGUCCCUGUUUGAGUUGGAACUAGCUGGAUGUAAUGAAAUCACCGAAGCUGGCCUUUGGGCUUGCCUAACACCGCGAAUAGUGUCCCUGUCGCUAGCGGACUGCAUAAACGUAGCCGACGAAGCUGUCGGAGCCGUAGCACAACUGUUGCCUUCAUUAUACGAGUUUUCGUUGCAGGCGUAUCAUGUAACAGAUGCAGCCCUGGGAUACUUUUCGCCUAAGCAAAGCCAUAGCCUAAGUAUUUUGCGAUUACAGUCGUGCUGGGAACUUACAAAUCAUGGAGUAGUGAAUAUAGUACAUUCGCUGCCUCAUCUAACAGUAUUAUCGCUAUCAGGAUGCAGCAAGGUAACGGAUGACGGAGUAGAGCUGAUAGCAGAAAACUUGCAGAAGCUUCGUGCCCUUGAUCUUUCGUGGUGUCCCAGAAUAACAGAUGCCGCUCUCGAGUACAUUGCCUGUGAUCUAAACCAAUUAGAGGAACUGACUCUCGAUCGUUGCGUUCACAUAACUGAUAUUGGCGUCGGUUACAUUUCAACAAUGCUGUCGUUGUCGGCACUAUUUCUGCGCUGGUGUACCCAAAUCCGUGACUUCGGAUUGCAACAUUUGUGUUCGAUGCGUAACCUUCAGGUGCUCUCUUUGGCCGGAUGCCCCCUGCUCACCUCAUCAGGCCUUUCGAGUCUGAUCCAGUUACGACAUUUGCAGGAACUUGAGCUGACGAAUUGUCCAGGAGCAUCACAUGAACUUUUCGACUAUCUUAGAGAACACCUACCACGUUGCUUGUUAAUUGAAUAAUUCAUAUUUUCUUUUUCAUUUUUGUUUUGUUAAACAUUUCUCCCUAUAGAAAUUCAAUAAUUAUUAGACUGCAAAAUCGAAUAGAUUAGGAGUGAAAUACUCUACCUGAAGUAGUCAAAUAAACAGCAGCAGAAAACUAAAUGUGAAUGAUUAAUUUAAAUUGAUGGACUAAGUAUUACUCGGAACAGUAGCUCAUACUUCACAUUUCCUUCGACGUCGUGUUACCAUUUGGAAAUGAAAUUGCAAAGGUUGAUUCAAUUUUAAAUAUCCACACAAAAUAAAUCGGUGUCCUGUCAAAUUUGAGUAUAAGGAAACAUUCGGUUCCAUGAAUACCCUCAUUGAAUUAUUAUUAGCUCAUAAAAUCUCUAGUUUUUACAUUGUUGUAAUAGUCAUUCAUUUAUGCUAAGGACAAACAAUGUUGAAUCUCUGAAUAAAAGAUAGCGACACUUUAAUGAUCAUGUCCGUUCCGAUUGGAUUUUUGAAUGUUACUUGUAAAAGAGAGUGCAAAUGCAAUACGUAUUAUCCUUCGAAAACCUUACAUGUGUGGAAACAAUCUAUUGGACAAUUGAAGAAUGACUAAUUGACACACUCAAGUGAAAGGAACGUACAAGAACAUAUUUCAUUACGACAUUUUGGAUUUCUUUCACAGUGGAACGAGAUCCUCUUCAAAAUUGCUAAUAAAUCGUUCAAAAAUAUAUGACUAACUGUAUGUCUACCUGGCCAUCUAAGUUAUGACAAGCAUUGACUAAUUGUCAACUGAUGUAAAAUUAAUAAAAAUUCUAUGGAGAUAAUUUCAAGUAUUGACAAUUAUUAGGAUUCGACUAAAUGGAUUGCUUCUGAAGGCGGAUGUACGCGAUAACGGCUGUGUAGAUACUGAACACUGAUGUACAAUUGGAACUAUAUUUUGUAAAAACCUGUACUAUUGGUUCAAUAAAAAAAUAACAGUGCAAUUUGAGUGAAUUUGAAGAAAGUACGAAUUUGUGACCUAGUUUUAAUAAGUAUUCCUAAGGUUUUUUUGUAAGAUGAAAGAAUUUAUCGGGAAAAAAUGCAGAAAGCUAUUAGUACUUUAAAAUAGGAGAAAAAUUCGAAAGAAAACAAAAAUUGUUACAAUUAUUUGUGUAAUGUUGACGCAGAAAUCAAUGGCAAAAGAAUGUUGUAAAUAUUUUAAUCUGUAAGCGCCAAUUGUUGACCGUAUUGUAAAGCUAUAUAUUAAUCUGACACAAGAGUAAAAAAAAACAAACAUGGAAAGUCCCAAACAUUUUUCUUAUCAACAAACAAUGCGAGCCCUGAUAUUAAAAGAAUAAAAGAAAGAUUACGAUGA